AUGUCGCUCAAGCCCCUGAUAGCGAUAUGUGGUACUACGGGAGUCGGCAAGAGUCGUCUAGCUGUCGAAUUGGCUCUUCAAUUGCGCGGAAAAGUCGUCAAUGCCGAUGCAAUGCAAGUCUACCAGGGAUUGGAUAUUCUAACAAACAAACUACCUCCAAGUGAACAGCAUGGAAUAGAGCAUGUCCUUAUGAACUUCAAAAAACCUGGAGAACAAUAUGUUGUUGGAGAAUGGGUGCGAGACGCUUCGAAAGAGAUUGACAAGGCUCAUGAAGGAGGCAAAGUACCUAUUGUAAUUGGUGGCACGGCUUACUGGAUCCAUCAUCUCUUGUUCUCCAAUGGUUUACCUGCUCAGGCUGGACCGUCUAAACUCUCGGCUGCUCAGCCUACUCCUGCUCUUCAAAACGCACUGAAAACACUUCCAGAGGAGCUAGCGUCGCUUUACAAUGCAUUACCACCUGCCGCACCUUUGGCAAAGACCGAGCCGGACACGGCCUUCGCUCUUCAUAAUUUACUUUCACAUCUUGAUCCCACGAUGGCUAGUCGAUGGCAUUGGAGAGAUACGCGUAAAGUUCUACGAAAUCUAGAAAUCAUCAAAGAAAAUGGCCGAGCCGCAAGUGAGGUCGUCACCGAUACCUACUCUGCAAGUACAGAAAGACGGUAUCGGUCUUUAAUAUUCUGGUUGUAUGCGGAACCUGAUGUUCUGAAUGUCCGACUCGAGCAGAGAGUGGAUGAUAUGUUAGCUCAAGGACUACUCGACGAAAUGCGUUCCGCUUACGGUGUCGUCAGAGAAACACCCGAUUUCACCUUAGGAGUCUUUCAGUCUAUCGGAUUUAGGGAAUUCUACGCCUACCUCAAUCAAGAGGAGAAGACUGAUCAAUUAUACGAGACCGCUGUCGCUGAAAUGAAGCUAAACACGAUAAAAUAUGCGCGUCGGCAGGUCAAAUGGAUACGAAAUAAACUUUUACCCGCUCUGGAGAACGCCAACGAACAAGACGAUCAAUCAUCGGAUACAAUUUAUCUGCUUGAUGCGACAGACCUUUCGGCGUGGGAGGAAAACGUCUUGUCCAAUGCGAAAACAAUCGCUGGAGCAUUUUUAGCGGGAUCACCUACUCCUGAGCCAGCAUCAAUAUCAGACACAGCCAAACGGAUGCUCACUGUAGCUUCUCGCUCCACAAACCCUGUGGACGUCAUGCUCACUCGUCGAAAAUUAGUUUGUCCUGUCUGCACAACCGAAGCUAAUCGCCCUGUGAUGCUGGAAGAAGGGCGCGAGUGGGAGGCUCACCAACGUACCUCGAUGCACAAGGCAAUGCAAAGGAAGCGAGACUCAAGCCGUGUAGAAGAGCACAGCUAGUACUGCUGUUACAUUGAGAUUACCUAAGGACUAGUCGUCGUAGGUACCGAGACUUCUCACCCAUGGAGUUGAGAUCGGCCCAAGACAAAUUUAAGGAUGUGCGAUAGUGGAUGGUGACGCAAAGAACUGGAACACCCUUCGCACUUUUGGGACUUCCGACACAGACGCAAAUUGAGCAAAGGUCACUCAGCACACUAGACUUUUCGAUCUUCUAUAUAUGUAUAUAGAACUAUUAUGCAUUCU
This is a messenger RNA of Fomitiporia mediterranea MF3/22, 1596 nucleotides long. Its product is annotated as tRNA isopentenyltransferase. Bases 1 to 1353 code for a protein of 450 amino acids. Gene Ontology annotation, biological process: tRNA modification. Gene Ontology annotation, cellular component: mitochondrion. The record is from RefSeq and is a predicted model, not a curated record. Lineage: Eukaryota; Fungi; Basidiomycota; Agaricomycetes; Hymenochaetales; Hymenochaetaceae. Gene Ontology annotation, molecular function: tRNA dimethylallyltransferase activity. The transcript has 9 exons.